This is a messenger RNA of Tripterygium wilfordii, 826 nucleotides long. RefSeq names its product ethylene-responsive transcription factor ERF019-like. Bases 16 to 633 code for a protein of 205 amino acids. The record is from RefSeq and is a predicted model, not a curated record. Lineage: Eukaryota; Viridiplantae; Streptophyta; Magnoliopsida; Celastrales; Celastraceae. Gene Ontology annotation, molecular function: DNA-binding transcription factor activity; DNA binding. The transcript has a single exon. Gene Ontology annotation, biological process: regulation of DNA-templated transcription.
AAAAGCCACACAGUAAUGUACAUACCCUCACAUGUUUUGUCCUUUGACUUCCCAAAAAUCUUCAAUCCAUAUGAACCCCUUCUCCACACUCAUUUUCUGCCCACCACCUUCACCUUCACCUUCACCUUCACAAAGAUGAACCGCGAGUACUCAAGCAAUAGUGCAAGAGAAGAAGAGAAGAAAUACAAGGGAGUUCGGCGCCGAAAAUGGGGCAAAUGGGUGUCGGAAAUCCGGGUUCCUAGCAGCCAAGAACGUCUCUGGUUAGGCUCGUACUCAUCACCUGAAGCUGCUGCCGUGGCACAUGAUAUUGCAUUCUUUUGCUUACGUGGACCGUGUUCUACCGAAGGCCUGAACUUCCCGACCACGCUUCCGGCUGGUCUUCGGACGGACAUGUCUCCAAGGUCAGUGCAGAGAGCAGCUUCUGAUGCUGGCAUGGCCAUUGAUGCACAAAUAAUCUCCACAGAGAAGGAAGUGAAGGUCGAGGAGGGAUGUAGUAGUAGUAGUAGUCAUGGUGGAGCGAAUCAGCAUAGUUUGGAUAUAGGGUUAUGGGGUGACGAUGAUUAUAGAGGGACAUUAGAUCAGGGAAGUGAAGGUGGUGAGACCUUAACCAUUUCUGUUGAAGACUAUCUUUAGAUAUAUAUAUAUGUAUAUUCAAUCUCCAGUGGGUUUUGUAUAAUUAUUUGUAAUAUACAUAUUUGUGCUAUUAUACACUUCUUAGUUGGUAAAUAUGUUCUUUUUCAAAAGUAGAUAAAAUCGAGUAACCUUUCAAAAUGCUUGUAACAAUCUGGCCUUAUAUAUGCAAUAGUAAUACUUUAUCCGUUUUCAA